UUCUGUAUACAUGUGUCUAUCAUAAUGCAAAGAGAUGGCCAGUGGAAGCCAGAUGCAGAUGCGGAUGCUCCUGCCGUUCAACGUCAGGAAGGCACAGCUGGGACUGCCCGCGAUAAUACUACCCACCACAAAUCCACGGCUCUCAACACCGUCAUAUCACUUCCAAUAGAUCAAUUAUUACUGAUUUUUUAUGAAAUGAGAGACUCGAAACUGUGA
Messenger RNA from Periconia digitata, 216 nucleotides. Lineage: Eukaryota; Fungi; Ascomycota; Dothideomycetes; Pleosporales; Periconiaceae. The record is from the annotation of a GenBank genome assembly.